AUGGCCCAUGCAUCCUAUCUUGAUUGGGAAGGUGAUGUCAAAUACAUGAAACAUCUGCUUCAACCAGGGGCGAACCCACAUAGAGUCAUUCAGAGCAUCCACAACCUUAAAAUCUUAGAUCCGCCACUGGCUUCAACUAGUACAACUUUAUUUGAUAUCAAAUUUGAUAAUGGACGGAGGCAAAUUCCUUGUUUUGAAGUUGAUGAUGUAACGGAGACCCUUCUGAGAAAUCUCAUAGCCUAUAAGCAACUGACAUAUGAUGUACUUCGUAAACAUUUCAAUGAAUUUGUUGUGUUCAUGGAUUAUCUUAUCGACUCAGACAAAUAUGUGAAUGUGCUUCGUCGAAAGGGAAUCAUAAGCAAUCAACUAGGAGAAGUCAAUCAAAUAGAAGAAGGGAGGAAAGUGGAUCAUUCAAUCGACAUAAAUGAAAGAAUUGAUGAAAUGUUUGAGGAUUUAGACAAUUCAUCUAUUAAAUCGUGUACGAUAUUUAAAGUAAAUGUGUGGCUACGUGAAUCAAAUCCAGAUGCAUAUACACCAAAGAUAGUCUCUAUUGGUCCUUACCAUAAGAAGAAUACUCAACUUGGUCUAAUGAAAAUGUACAAACUAUUAUACCUACGACGAUUUCUGAAACGAAAUGAGAGACUUGAUGUGAAAAGUUACAUCAGUGAAUUGGAGAAAGUGAAGGAGAAAGUACUGAAGUGUUACGAAGAUAUAGAAAAGCUUGGUAAUGAUAGUCAUGAAUUUUGCGAAAUGUUGGUGUUUGAUGGUUGUUUUGUGGUUGAGUUUAUUCGAGAGUGUUGUGGAAUAUAUCAAGAAGGAGAAGACAAGAUUAUUAAUGUUAAUCAUAGUUACAUAUUCCGAGACUUGAUGUUACUAGAAAAUCAACUUCCUUUCUUUGUACUCAACAAACUUCAUCUCAUGACAAAAAAAGAUGGUGAAUUACCAUUGGCAAUACUGGUGAAUACGUUUUUUACCUUUUUUGUUAACUGGCCUAAAAUGACCCUUGAAUCCUUUGGAGAGACAGAAUAUUGUAAUGUAGAAAAUAUCAAACAUUUACUUCAUGUAGUACACAUAUUUUCAUGUCAUGGGAAUCCCAUGAAAAACUCAACAGAUUACUUAACGAGUCCUACGGUCAUGCCAAAUGCAACAGAGCUUUCUGAAGCUGGAGUUAGCUAUGCAAAGGUUAGAAAUAUGACAAGUUUAUUUGAUAUAAAGUUUGAGAAUGGAUUGAUGUCAAUCCCUUAUUUUCUGGUCGUAGAUGGUACAGAAACUCUGCUGCGAAAUCUCAUUGCUUAUGAGCAACAAUCAUGUGAUGUAUAUCCUUCAUAUUUUAGCGAUUAUGCAACUUUCAUGGAUCAUCUUAUCGACUCAGACAAAGAUGUGAAUUUGCUUUGCCAGAAAGGAAUCAUAGAGAACUGGAUAGGAGAGGACAAAGAAGUUGCUAGCCUCUUCAACAAAAUCGGAAAAGGGGUCACUACGUAUUCCAACUUCUAUUACAAAGAAGAAAUCAAAAAAGCAAUUGAAUAUCGUGAAAAACCAUGGAAUAGAAUGAAGGCAAAUUUAAUGCGCAAUUAUUUUAGUAGUCCUUGGGUAGGAGCUUCAACUGUGGCAGCCAUUAUACUCCUCAUACUCACAACUAUACAAACUAUUUUAACUUUCACAGGUCCUAUUAAAAAGUAAUUAUCUCAAUUGUAGUGUUUCCUCACAACUCCCUCCAUGUAUUUUAUAUGUGUGUUGAUGAUCUUAUUAUGAGUUCUUCAUUAAUUCUAUG
Solanum stenotomum is the source of this 1771-nucleotide messenger RNA. RefSeq names its product putative UPF0481 protein At3g02645. Lineage: Eukaryota; Viridiplantae; Streptophyta; Magnoliopsida; Solanales; Solanaceae. The transcript is spliced from 3 exons. Bases 1 to 1680 code for a protein of 559 amino acids. The record is from RefSeq and is a predicted model, not a curated record.